AUGCUACAGAGGCAUACAUCAUGGGAACAGAUGCACCAAAUAUUCGGCGAAUCAUACAUUUUGGCCCCCCAUCAUCACUGGAAACGUACUUGCAGGAGAUAGGAAGAGGUGGGAGAGAUGGAGCCCAGUGCAUCGCAACUCUGUUUUAUAACGCAAAUGACAUAGGAAGCAACGUCAAAAACAUGAAAGAAGAAGUCAAACUGUUUUGCGCGCUAAAAACAUGCAGGCGAAAAUUUAUUACUGACCACUUUGGAUUUUCUUAUGAACAAAAUAUGACACCGCAUACAUGUUGCGAUGUUUGUGAGCUAAAAUGCCAAUGUGACAAAUGUAUUGUCGCCAUUGCUGAUAAAAUAGAAAAUGACGUAGCAAUGGAGUCGACAGCAUCAAGUCGCAAAACUAAAAAUUCUGCAUUACUUGUCGAAGUUCUAAGUUCGUAUUUUGAUACUGAAAGCAGUCAAUUGGAUAUUCCAAACCCAGAUGUAUUUACUGGUCUCUCUAAAUCCUUGUUAACAGGUCAUGUGUCAAUUCAAUUGAAGAUUUUGUAAAUGAAGAUUGUUUAAAGCAGAAGUUUAGUCACUUGCAACCUCAUUUUUUGAGCAACAUAUAUGAAAUCAUACAGAACGUAAGUGAAAUCUAAAUAAUUUCCAUAUUCAACGGAAAACUGGAGCUUUUUAUUUUCUAUCCAACGGUGGUAGUUGGUCACAUUAAUAUUUUUAGACGAUGAAGCCUGGAUAUCUGAGAAUUGUUCGUGUUGGCGCCCUUCUUCAAACGAAAAAAGGUCUAACCUCUCUCAGUUCGUUUAGAAUUGCCAGUUCGUCACCAACAGCUGAUUUGUCGGAAUGUCGUUUUGAUAUUUCGACAACACCUGAGAUUUCAUCAUAA
This is a messenger RNA of Saccostrea cuccullata (small rock oyster), 882 nucleotides long. RefSeq names its product putative ATP-dependent DNA helicase Q1. The record is from RefSeq and is a predicted model, not a curated record. NCBI's taxonomy places the organism in Eukaryota, Metazoa, Mollusca, Bivalvia, Ostreida, Ostreidae. Bases 21 to 545 code for a protein of 174 amino acids. The transcript is spliced from 2 exons.